AUGGACAGUUUCAAGAGGGAAACCGAAGUGAUUGGAAAUGACGUUAUUAAAUUAAUAACAUCUCUAUUCAACGGGUGGUACUUGACAACUGAUUACAAAACAAACCCUUUAAUUAUCAGAAAGAGUCUAUUCAGGGAUAAAACAUUCAGUCUUACGGGUUUACUUUUACCUUUGUUGCUUCAAAGUGGAAGUACAUCUAUAUUUUCGCUAAAGCUAAUAAAGGAUGACGACCUACACAUUCAC
Molecule: messenger RNA, 243 nt
Organism: Schistosoma margrebowiei
Lineage: Eukaryota; Metazoa; Platyhelminthes; Trematoda; Strigeidida; Schistosomatidae
Source: the annotation of a GenBank genome assembly